UAAGGUGAUGGGGUUAGUACACAGUCUUUAGCUUUACAUGCAGAAGAAUACAAUAGAUGCCGCAUUAAUAAUAAGAGAGAGAGAGAGAGAGAGAGAGAGAGAAAUGGGGCAGUAUAUAUUAUUGAAGAGUUGCUUUUACUACCAACUAUGGUGCGAAUGUUGGAAGCAUGGAGGCAAAGCAAAAGGCCUAAGAUGGCGGCAACCCAUUCCUAUAUCAUAAAUUCCCACAUCAGCCCCACACUUGUCUCUACCAUAUUAUUCACUACCAUCCACCAACUAGUGAGAGAAAAACUAAAAAAAGAAAAAGAGAAAAAAAAAAAAAAACAGAAAGAUGUGUAUUAGAUAAGUCUUAUACAAGAGAUAUGGAGCACAAUAAGGUGGUCUGCUUUCUUUAAGAAAAGCCCAUAACCCUCAAAAAGGAAACCAAAAAAAAAAAAAUUCUCUUGUGUGUGUUUGUGGGAAUUCAACUUUGAUGGAAAAGCCAGUUUCCCAAAUACAGAAAGCUGUUUCAUUAUGACUAUAGUUGGCUUUAGCGUUUUAGACAAGGCAAGCUAAAGAUUUUUAGGAGCAGUAAUAUAUACUAUACUCAUCAUCAUCAUCAGUUAUUCUCCUGUUCUUCUUUUCUUCUUUUUUUUUUUUCUUCUUUUACCACUUUUAUGAUGCUUGAUCAUGGGAAUCACCACUGUCCAUUUCUAUCAAGUGUUGGUGAUGGUCCCACAAUGAGGAGCAGAAUCAAGUGCAACCCUAGUGGUGAUACAUACUACUACAGUGUUGCUGCUGGUGGAAGUGGAACUGCUGCUGCUGCUACUUAUUAUGGUGCUGCUGUUGAUAGUGUAAGUGCUGCAAGAACACUGCAGCCUUUUGACACUUCUCCCACAGAAGCUGUCAUCACGGCUACUGUCUUCAAAUCCCCAGAUAUGAAAAUGGCUGCAACAGCAGCACCAUCUUUGGAGUUUCCUUUUACAAUUGCACAGUGGAAAGAACUUGAAAGACAAGCAAUGAUAUACAAGUACAUGAUGGCUUCUGUUCCUGUGCCUCCACAUCUUCUCUUACCCACUUCAAGAAAUCUUCAUUCAGACCCAGCUGCUGCUGCUUCACUUUCUUCUUUGGGCAGUGGUGGUUUGAAUCUGAAGUACACAAAUGGGGCAGAUCUGGAGCCAGGAAGGUGCAGGAGGACAGAUGGAAAGAAAUGGAGGUGUUCAAGAGAUGCUGCUCCUGAUCAGAAAUACUGUGAGCGUCACAUGCACAGAGGCCGUCCCCGUUCAAGAAAGCCUGUGGAACUCCUUGCCAACACCAACAAUAACAAGAAGAUCCGUUAUAAUUAUGUUAACAAUCAUACUAAUUCUGCACAAUCUCCUGUUGCUUGGGCUGUUGCUAAUAAAAAUGGUGCUGCUGAUUCUCAGUUUCUUGGUUCCAUUGCGCAACCAUACGUUCAAGCCCCUGUUUUUCUUGAUAAGCCCAGUACCAAAGUUGCAGAUUUUGAUGGGUCUAUGGCAUUUGCUUCAAAUUUCAAGGAAUCCAGGAGUUUACAGUGGAUGAUGAAAGGAGAAGCCGCGUCCAUUGCUACAGCUGAUCAACAAUGGCCAGGGAUUGGACUGUCAAGUGACUGUUCCUUCAAUCCAGAGUACCAAAGGGAGGCUUUGAAUUUGAAUUCCUUUGGAGAUUUCAGUGCUGGAGAAGAUCAACGGAACAAUCAAAGCAGAGGUUUUAUUGAUGCAUGGUCUAAUGUUGCAUCAGAUAAACAGAGUGACAACUCCGGGAAUACAAAUUCUUCUUUUACAUCAAGUGGGCUGCUUUCACUAGGCAUCAACUCUAUAAAUGAUGAGAUGAGUCAGAUUCAAAUGGGUUUAGGCCUAGUAGAAUCAGAUCAGAACCAUGGUUCCAGUAUCAAGCCUCUGGCCUUGGCUCCUGCUGCUUGGCCAGAGGGAGCUACAGUGUCACCAGGUGGUCCUCUAGCAGAAGUGUUGCAACUCAGCUCAGGUAACACAGUAGUUGAAAAUGGCGAUCCUACUAGUCCUCCAGCCACUGCAGCCUCUUCCCCAUCUGGGGUUCUGCAGAGAACACUUGCUUCAUUUUCUGAUAGCAGUGCUAAUAGCAGCCCAACACUUGGCAGUUCUGUGAGGGACAAAUCUGAGAUUGCCUUGAUGUGGUUAAAUUGAAUCAAAGAUAAUAUUGCAAUCUUAUGGUGAAAGUAUUAUAAAUUUUAUGUAUUUUGGCUUUGGUUUGUUGAAUUUCAGUGCAUAAUGUUGAUGAAAUUUGGCAUUAUUAUAUUGUUUGAAUUUAUUUUAUUUUUUUUCAUGUUCAAAUUUGAGUUGCUUCGUUUUUUCAAAUGUAAAAGUAUUCAUAAUUAUUUUCCAACAUUUGCUGUCUA
Messenger RNA from Ricinus communis (castor bean), 2371 nucleotides. Its product is annotated as growth-regulating factor 7. Gene Ontology annotation, molecular function: ATP binding. Gene Ontology annotation, cellular component: nucleus. Bases 657 to 2159 code for a protein of 500 amino acids. The transcript is spliced from 4 exons. The record is from RefSeq and is a predicted model, not a curated record. Gene Ontology annotation, biological process: developmental process; DNA-templated transcription; regulation of DNA-templated transcription. Lineage: Eukaryota; Viridiplantae; Streptophyta; Magnoliopsida; Malpighiales; Euphorbiaceae.